UGCUCCUGCUGGAGUGGGAAUAAACCACCUAAACUCUGCUUUUAACAUCGGACGGUGUUAGAAUACAUAUCCGACACACUUUCCCUGGACAAAUAUUGUACAAGGCUAACCUACCGACAUGAAGUGUAGCUUUACUGCUCAUUCAGUGCUAACCACAAUCUAACCCAGCUGCAGUGAGACACGAUGGAGUCGCCAGUGCUGAACCUGUACAACCAGUUCCAGAGUCUCAGAGCCCAGGUGGACGGUCUGAAUGAGGGCAUUGAACCACAGUUCCUCCAGAUGGCACUGAACUUUGAGGAGUGCCGUAAGAAGUGGCUGCGGGCAGGCGAUGAGCUGGUUUCUUGUAAAGAGAUGCUGGCUAAAGCAGAGACUGAGAGGGGAGCCCUGGAGGUCAAACUAAAGCAUGCUCGCAACCAGGUGGAUGUGGAGAUCCGCCGGCGGCAGAAGGCUGAGACAGUCUAUGAGAAGCUGGAACGUCAGUUACAGCUGAUCCGGGAACUGCUCAUUUCAGAGAACAACAGUGUCCACCUGAGCGAGGAGCAGCGGUCCGCCCUGGCCUUCCUUAGUGCGCACUCCCAGGCAGCACAGGCUGCUAAUGGCAACCUCAACUCUAGCCGAAGGUUAACCACCAUCGAUGAAUCAGCUUCUUUGCUGUCAGACAUCAGCUUUGACCAAACGGACGACUCUCUGGACUGGGAUUCCUCUGUGAUGAAGACUGUGAGAUUACGGAAACGGCAGAAACGACGUUCAUCCAGAAAACUCUGUGAGGUUCCUCCACAGGCCAUGAAGAAACCUCGCUCCACUGGACGCACAUCAGAGAGGAUGAAUGAGUCUAUCGUGGCCAAAACUACCAUCACUGUGCCUGUAAAUGGUGGUGCUGUCGAAGCGGUCUCCACCAUUGAGACUGUGCCUUACUGGACACGUAGCAGAAAGAGGAGUGUUGCUCCAGCAUGGGGUGAUACAACCACUACUGACCAAUCUGAGACUGCGAGUGAGGCUCCCAGCACACCAGUCUCUGACUUCCAAGCCCAGCUGCGAACCCCUAAAGCCAAUGGAGGAGGAAAGAAGCACCACUUCAUCCCCAAGACAGUGAUCAAGUCUGAAUUCUGUGCUCCUUGUGGAAGAAGAACGAAGUUUGGAAAGAUGUACCUCCGCUGCCAGGAUUGCAGGAUUGUGACCCAUCCUGAGUGUCGUGAGCGCUGUCCCCUGCCCUGUAAUCCCGCAGCUGUUAGCACUCCCAUCAAAAACACAGAGGCCACACUGGCUGACUUUGCUCCAGUCACCUCCCCAAAGAUCCCAGCUUUGGUUAUCUACUGCAUUAAGGAGAUUGAGCACAGAGGCCUACAUGAGGUUGGCCUGUACAGAGUCUCUGGCCAUGAUCGCGUGGUGAAAGAGCUGAAGGAAAAGCUGAUUAGAGGAAAGACUCUACCUGCACUUAACAAAGUAGAAGACAUCAACGUUAUUACAGGUGUCCUCAAAGACUUCCUCAGAAACCUUCCAGAGCCACUGCUCACCUUCCACCUCAACAAAGCCUUCAUGGCAGCAGCGGAAAUCCAGGAUGAUGACAACAGUCUGGCCAUGAUGUACCAGACCAUUGGUGAGCUGCCUCAACCCAACCGAGACACUCUGGCCUGCCUGAUGAUUCAUCUGCAAAAGGUGUCUCAGAGUGUGGAUACCAAAAUGGAUGUGAACAACCUGGCCAGGGUCUUUGGCCCAACCCUUGUGGGUCAUGCUGUUCCCGACCCAGACCCUAUGACCAUCCUGCAUGACACAAAUAGACAACCAAAGGUGGUAGAGCGCUUGCUCAGUAUUCCAGCAAGCUACUGGAGCCAGUUUGCCCAUCCAGAUAAUACAGCCAUGGACAAUGCUCACCAGUUUGAUACUCUAGACCACAGAGUGAGCAUACUGGGACCAGUGACCACCCCAGAGCACCAGAUGAUGACUAAAACACCUUCCUCUAGCUCGCUGUCCCAGCGCAUGAUGCAGACCCUCUCCAGCACCACCAUAUUUGGGAGCAAGAGCAAAGCAACGGCUGCCUCUAACCGUCAGGGCAACUUCUUCGCUUCUCCACAGCUGAAGUAAUGAAGGACAAAAGCUCACCCAUAUUGUACUUUGGGGUUAGGCCUACUUACUGCAAUAACUGAAUAUACAUUCACAUAAUCACAUGGUGAAACUACUGUGCAAUUUUAACAUGUAAUAACUUUAUUACUGAUCUCUUUUUCUUUUUUUAAACCAAGACUUUCUACCCAGAUUUUUUUCACUGAAAAGAUUACUGCAUGUGAGUGUUUUGUUUUUAUAUCUUUGAUUGCUAAUGAUUUUAGUAUUGACCAAAACUGUGGUCACAUCUAUGUGAUUGUAACUAUUUGAAACGGAUUCAAGGAUCAUCAUUUUCUAUUAACACUUGGCAUUGAUGUUCAUUAGCUGUGUAGUCAAUGGUGUUUAUUCAUCUUUGAGCCUGUGGUUGUAACCACAGCAACAGGGAUGCACAAGCACACGUGGGAUACACAGUUGGAUUGGACAAAGAGAAAAGAAGUCGUGUUAUUGGCCAGUGUUUCUUUGUCUUUUGACUUUGGUUUCCUCAUCAUUGUCUUGGAAACUGACACUGGUUUCCUCAUCUAACAUUUUGAUUUAUAUGUAUGUUGAUUGUGUGGUUUGACAUUACAAUCAUGACUUAUAUACUUUAAAAAUACUGCAAUGUAUACACUGAUAAUGAAUGGGAUUAAUGCUGCUUUUUGCACUGUAUAAAUGUAACAACCUGAGUUAAAGUAUUUUCUACUUGGGAAAGCACACCACUAGAGGCUGCUGUGGCACCACUUUUGAUAUGCAAACCUUAACCGAUGAAGAGUAUCUACUGUAUAUUAUGCACAUAACCAAUCAGAAUUACUGACACUCCUUUUUUAUUAUUAACAAAUAAAUACUGUAAAUUAUUACUCUAACCUAGGACAGUUUGAGUCGAUAAUUUCCCUCACCCAAACCAUAGACUUGCAUGUGUGGUGAUCAUAAAAUAAAAUCUGGAGCUUCUUUAAUUUAUGAAUGUGAAAACUGAUUUGGCAUGCACAGUCACUGUUUCAAGUAUUAUUAUCCACAGUAGCUUUCUUGUACAGUUACAUCACCAGUAAUGCACAAGAAGCAACCUUUCCUCUGAGCAUAUGUCUGCUCUCUGCUGCUCUCACUGUCACUAUCAGAAACUUCAGAUUUCAGCAUGAUGACAACACUGUUACAAGUAUUUGUUAAUUUGGGGGAAAAUGUUUGAACUGAUUCACAGUACAUUCUCAUUAAAACCAAAUCUAGUUGUUCUUUGCUUGCCAGUAAAAAAUGUGUAUAGUUUGAAGUUGUCAGUCAACUAUAACACUGCUUUGUUUUCUAUGUAUUUUUAUACAUUCUUGUACAUUUAUUCCUUAUAUAUUCUGUUUCUCUAAUGAUACGUUGUUUAACUGAUGUAGUUACUUUCACUUUCAAGAUCUUGUGGACUGAAUGUUAAUAUUCAUUACUUUGUCUUGGCUCAAGUAAGAUCACAAAAGUCCAUAGUUGAGCUAAAAAUAAAACAUCAAAAGACUG
Molecule: messenger RNA, 3558 nt
Organism: Seriola dumerili (greater amberjack)
Lineage: Eukaryota; Metazoa; Chordata; Actinopteri; Carangiformes; Carangidae
Product: rac GTPase-activating protein 1-like
Exons: 18
Coding region: 184-2082 (632 amino acids)
Biological process (GO): signal transduction
Source: RefSeq, a predicted model, not a curated record